Molecule: messenger RNA, 1708 nt
Organism: Gossypium raimondii (Peruvian cotton)
Lineage: Eukaryota; Viridiplantae; Streptophyta; Magnoliopsida; Malvales; Malvaceae
Product: UPF0481 protein At3g47200
Exons: 1
Coding region: 82-1503 (473 amino acids)
Source: RefSeq, a predicted model, not a curated record
AUAGAUAAUUUCAUAUUCCAAUUUUAGCUCACAUAUUCAUAUAAUUUGCUUAAUUUGCCUCGAAGCCAAGAUAAAAAAAAAAUGUUCAAAAGGGAAGAGCCAUCACCAGAGAUUCUAAUUCCUGUAUGUGACGGUAAUGAAGAUGAGCUGAAUUUCAGCAACCGUGAGAAAGAGAAUUUUCGGUCUUUCAGAGCCUUGAAGAAAUCUGCAAAUGGCAACACUCAGACUCAGUCUUCCAAAUCCAAACCCUUAAUUCGAAGGGUUCCUACAAUCCUUAGAGAAAACGACAACUUCAAGAAAUAUUUUGAGCCACGGGUGGUUGCAAUUGGUCCUCUCCAUCAUCAAAACAACCGGCUCCGGUUAACAGCGAAGGCUAAGCUUAAAUUUGCAGUGUUGUUCUGUAAAGAACAUGAAGUUUUAGAACAAGUGUUGUACAAAAAGAUUAAGGAUGAGAUAGGGUAUCUCAAGAAGUGUUAUAAGCCAAAGGAUAUUGAAGUUUACGAGGAUGAUGAGCUCGCUUGGAUGUUCUUCGUAGAUGGAUGUGCAGUGUUGCAUGUCAUACACCGCAUUACUACUGAAAAGUGCAUAGAUCAUGUUAAAGUUGAUCUUCUUGCAUUUGCUCAGGUCGAUCUGUUCAUGCUGGAGAAUCAAAUUCCUUUCCGAGUCCUCAACUUACUGAUCAGCUCAAUCAGUAAGGGAAAUGAUGUGAGAAACUCAAUGUAUGCGUUCAUUGAUAAGAAGAUUAAGAGCACACUAGCAGCAGGGAAGUCGGACUCGGAUAAGCGACAAGUAGUGUCGGAACAAAAUCAAGAACCGACUCAUCUUCUGGGGAUUUUGCGUGACAGACUCUUGACAAAGUCCAAGAAUAAACCCACCACCAACGGUAAGAAGGAGGUAAUCCGUAACCUACUUAUGUCCUUGGGAUCAAAACCGCAGCAUAGCAAAACAUUUCGUAGCGUGAAAGAGAUGAAAGAAGCAGGGAUUCAAGUGAGUCCGAGCGAAACAAGCAGCUUCCGAGAUGUUGAUUUCUACGUAGGGCUGUUGGGAACUCUGAAGAUCCCUCGCAUCGUGGUGGACGACUCAACCGGUUCGAAGUUCAUGAACUUGGUAGCUUACGAAAUGUGCCCAGAUUUCGAAAAUGAUUUUGGGGUCACCUCUUACUUAUGCUUCCUCGACUCCCUCAUUGACACUGCAGAAGAUGUGAAGGAGUUGAGACAUGCAGGAAUGCUACUGAAUUACAUGGGCAGUGAUGAAGAAGUGGCCCAUCUAUUCAAUAGCUUAACCACCGAUUUGGUACCUGAUUUCAGUACGUACAAAGAUGUAACAAAUGAUAUGCGUAAAUACUGCAACAACCCAUGGGCGACCUCCAUUGCUAAGGCAUAUUACACUCAUUUCAGCACCCCCUGGAGUAUCCUCGCCUUUUUGGGCGUCUUAUUGGGUCUUAUUUUUACUGCUAUCCAAACAUAUUACUCAAUAAGAAGGAAAGCAGGAGAGCUAAAAUAAACAACGAUGACCAUCUUUGUCUUAUUCCCAGGUGUGUUUUUCAUCUUAAUUUUAAUUUAUUCCUGCAAUAUUCAUAUGAAUAAACAUUACUUACAUCUUGUGUGUCCAGAUGAGUUCUUUCUUCUUAAGUUAAACGAUUGUCCCUUCUGUUCACUGAUGAUUGAUCCCAAGUGUUAUUUUCAUUUUUAAAAAUUCUGUUCACUGA